UAGUUUUCACAGUUGACAUAAUUACUGAAUAGGUACAUUCAAAUAUCACAAUAAUUUCCGUGCGAUUCCCUUACGUAUCAAUCUAAGAUAAUUUGCGCCGGAGCAGCAUUUAUACUUUAUAAAUUCGGACCGACAUUCGGCGAAGCAAAGUAUAACUUUAAAGUUGCCCAUCCAAUUUUAAAAUGGCAUCACCAAUCAAAGUGCUUGUGACAGGAGCCGCAGGACAGAUUGCGUAUUCUCUUCUGUACCAAAUUGCAUCUGGUUCAGUCUUUGGCCCUGACCAACCAGUAGUACUGCAUCUCCUUGAUAUUGCUCCAAUGAUGGGAGUCCUUGAAGGUGUUGUGAUGGAACUGGCAGAUUGUGCAUUACCUUUACUCGCAGGAGUCUUGCCAACUGCCAACCCAGAAGAAGCAUUUAAAGAUGUGGCUGCACCCUUUCUAGUUGGAGCUAUGCCAAGAAGAAAAGGAAUGGAGAGGAAAGACCUAUUAUCAGCCAAUGUUCGUAUUUUCAAAGAACAAGGACAAGCUUUAGAUAAAGUUGCCCGUAAAGAUGUAAAAGUUCUCGUUGUUGGUAACCCAGCCAAUACAAAUGCCCUUAUUUGCUCCAAAUAUGCUCCAUCCAUCCCCAAAGAAAACUUCACUGCUAUGACUCGUCUUGACCAAAAUAGAGUUCAAGCUCAGUUGGCAGCUAAAUUGGGUGUACCUGUUCAAGAUGUAAAAAAUGUAAUUAUUUGGGGAAACCACUCAUCAACUCAAUUCCCAGAUCCCUCCAAUGCUCUGGUCAAAAUUGGAGGUGUAGAGAAACCAGUUCCUGCAGCUAUUAACGAUGAUGAGUUUUUAAAGUCAACAUUCCGUAUCAAACCUUCAAGCACGCCGUACUACUUAUUACAUCUAAUAUUGUAUUUAAUAAUGUGUCAGAGUUUCUAA
This is a messenger RNA of Leptidea sinapis, 926 nucleotides long. Its product is annotated as malate dehydrogenase, cytoplasmic-like. The record is from RefSeq and is a predicted model, not a curated record. Lineage: Eukaryota; Metazoa; Arthropoda; Insecta; Lepidoptera; Pieridae. The transcript has a single exon. Gene Ontology annotation, cellular component: cytosol; mitochondrion. Gene Ontology annotation, biological process: oxaloacetate metabolic process; tricarboxylic acid cycle; malate metabolic process. Bases 183 to 926 code for a protein of 247 amino acids. Gene Ontology annotation, molecular function: L-malate dehydrogenase (NAD+) activity.